Messenger RNA from Dendrobium catenatum, 821 nucleotides. RefSeq lists its product as uncharacterized. The coding region runs from base 387 to 653 and encodes 88 amino acids. NCBI's taxonomy places the organism in Eukaryota, Viridiplantae, Streptophyta, Magnoliopsida, Asparagales, Orchidaceae. The transcript has 2 exons. The record is from RefSeq and is a predicted model, not a curated record.
ACACCGAAAAACCCUACCCGCCCGCGGCAAAGCCGCCCUAACUCUUUUCUUAUCUUCUUCACCUCACUACACAAACCGCAUCGUGCCUUCGCCUUCCACUGCGAUUCCGCCUGCAAAAAAGUUUCUGGUUGCAGCCUCCUCUCCUGUUUCUUCGAUUCAUUCCACCCCAGAGAAGCCGAACUCUCCUUCCUCCUUCUCACUCGCCUCUCUGUUCGCAUAGCCCUGCUCACAAUCGAAGCCCCUCCUGUCUCUCUUCUUCCUCGCUUGACCGAACCCCAAUUCCUCCGCCGUCCUCCCAUCCGAGCCGGGACAGAGCUGCGCAAGACUCCUCCCAGGUCCGGCCCUCUCUCCGACGCCGAAUCCCCUUUCGUUCCUCUCUCGCAAAGAUGACAGAACACUUUCAAGAUUCCAUUUUUUCUGCACCCAGAGUGAAAUUUACUUUUCUUCUUGGUUCGGAAGCUUUUUCUGUUGAUUCAAAAACAGGAAAACUAUCUCAACAGUUGGCAGAAAUGAAGGAAGAGAGUAUGAACAUACUGAAGGAAUACAUCACGAAGCACAAUGUACCAAAUGAUGUUCCUGAUGAACCUAUCGAGGCAUCAUCAGAGGAAGGUGAAGAAAAUAAUCCACCAAAGAAAUCAAAGAAGCAGAAAUGAUCCCUUCUGAAAUUUAGGGUUAUAAAUGUGCCUGUAAGAUGGCUACUUUCUUCCUUAUUUGUCCAGUCUUUUAAAAGCUUUGAAUGAGCAGCUUAACUUGUAACUUAGAACAAUGAAACAAUUGCCGUUAUUUGUAGAAUAAAUUCUCUUUAUCUUGCCUUUAUUGCA